AGGCGAAUGUUGUGAGGAGAAACGUCAGAAAAGUGAAUCGUACAUUGCUCCAUCUCAUCGCUGUAAUAUUGUGUUUUUUGAACGUCCAAAUUUUGAGUUAUUUCACAAUUUAGCCCACGGAUAGGCUGCUAAAGUAGCCGUGUCGCGCCGGAAAUCCGCGACCAAAGUGCCAAAAGGUUUCUCCUCUCCAAAUCAGCGCUGUUUCUUUUUCGUAGACGAGGAGCUAGCUGGCAGGUGCUGUCAUACCAUCGCUGUUGCCACUAAGCUGCCUGAAGAGAAGGAAGACAACGACGACGAGGUUGCGUGUGUAAACAAAGCCGCGAUAGGGAGCAAUUUGGCCGCACUGUUGACCAUCACCCCCAGCAGCACCGUCGUCACCAUUCCCGGCCAUGACGGAUUCGUUCUUUGGCUUCGACACCUCACUCCCGGUGGAGGAUGACGGAGGCGGAGGGAUUGGCGAGGCCCUGGAAGACUCGGAAGAGGAGUACGAUGCGCUCAAUGAUGAGACUUUUGGGCAAGCGGCUCGCGAGGGCGAUUGGGAGGAGUUGCAUGAGGAUUUAGUUCGACUGGACCAGCGGGAAGGUGGAGAUGGGGAUUCCGGACCGGACUCCGACUUGGAUAUCAAUUUCUCCGGCGUGAGGAUCGAUAAUUUGGAGAUGAACGAUGACAAUGAGUCGGAAGCGCGUCUACAACUGGAUCCAAGCGUUUGGACGAUGCAGAGCAAGCCGGAAACUCCUAGGCCGCAACCAAUGGCAAAUGUACCGCGACCGGUAGGACCAGGAACGAUAAGCUUCCCUGGUUUUCCACCGAAUUUCCCAAUGCCGAAUCCUUCCCAGAUGCGGAUAUGCUCAGUGGAGGAAAUCGAGCAGAAUAUGAUCAAACAACAAGCCCAGUUGCAGCAAUUUCCUAUUGCGACACCCCGUCCUCCUCUCCAGCAGGACAACCUUCAGCAGCAAUACCAUCAUCAAAAUCUAGGACUUGCUCGACCUCCACCAGGAUUUCCUGCUCCUCCGAUGAUGAGUCAACCGCCACUUACGAUACCGGUGAAUUUCCCUCCACCGCUGAAUAUGGGUCCUCCUCCACCAUUGCAUCUUCUGCAAACGAAUAUUCCCCCGCCUGGUAGUGGACCUCCAAUGUUUCCGCUGAAUGUGCCUCCACCGAACUUCCAGGAGCAGAAUCAUGCCAACUUCAACCAACGCCUGGUUCAGGAGAUUCAGCAGAACCAUCCCUUGUUGAACCAGCAUCGUCACCAUCAGCAGCAGCAGCAGCAUCAACAGCAUCAGAAUCGCUACCAGCAGCACAACAAUCGUCAAAUUUACCACCAACAACAACAUCAGAAUCGACACCAGAAUGGAAAGAUCAAUCGUUCCGGCGAAUAUGACGAGUAUGCCAACCUGAUGAGUGAACGUGACAAACAGUGGCUGCUGGGAAUUCAAUUGUCCCAAUUGAAUAAGGACACUCCGUAUUUCAAUGAUUACUACUUUUGUGUGUUUCGUGACCGGAAAGAACGUCAGAAGGGUGAAAACGAACGGGAAAGUAAGGCGCACAAGGACAACACUUUCUAUCACCCGUUCACGCAGCAAAUGCUGCAACGCAAUGGGCUGAUUGGUCGCGAAAGACGAAACUCGGAAAAGAGUCAGGAGAUUAAGGAAGUCCCGGCCAGGAAUUACACUCCACUUCAGUUUGAAAAUUCACUCGGAAAGUUGCAGUGUGGAAGUGUGACCGCUCCCAGAAAGAUCAUUGAUCAGGAUGUGGUGGCAGAGACAACGGCCAACAGUGGCACUGCGGUCAAUUCCGAAGUCCUGUCUCAGCGAAAGUCCAGACAAAUUUUAUUGCAUGUUGAAAGUCUGUACAAAAUUGUUCUGAAGAUGGAAGAUUUGAUUAACCCACUGGCAAUUGAAGCGAAGCAACUGUUGAAGGAAAAAAGAGAGCGUGAGCGUCUACUAGCCUUGGAACGAGGUCAACAGGUUGACGAACAGAACAAUCUCACCAUCAACGGAACCGAUGCAUCGCAAGAAACGCAGGAAGAUACGUUCGAUUCAAUGCUGGAAAAACUUCUACCCGGUGUAACCCCAGAGGGAGUCCUAAUGACUCUCUCCGUUAGAAAGGGAAAACUUUUACUAAAACGCGUUCAAGCAGCCGUUAAGGAUCAUCCAUUCCGUUGGAACCUAUGGUGUAUAAUUCUGUCCUCUUUGCCUCUGCUUCCGAAGCGAGACCGUGACGAUCCGGAAGGGCUCCUCAGUCCCCUAUUCGCUCAACUUGAAAGCCAUGUAAAAUACUCAACCAUGCGGGACUUACUACCUUUGCUAGACACUUUUCUAAAUUCAGACAAACUGCUCCCGCUGGUCUCCAAGUGUAAAUUCCUUUUGACAACCGUUUUGACACUGAUCGAUCGACUCGAGCACUUCCACUGCUCGCCUGCCCUCAAUCUGACCCCCGAAUCGACCGAAAGGUGGAAGACAUUCCUCAAGGAACUGUCCAAAGCCGUCAGCAGUGUGGGAAUGGGGCCGCAGAAGGUGCUGCUCAAAUUGGACACCAACUGCAAGAUCAUACGAACGCUGCGGGAUCACUUCCAACGGUAUCCGGCGCUGGAUCUGGAGCUGAAGUUCCUGGCGCUCAUUUCCGUUGAGGACAAAAAGUAAACAUUCGGACCCGCAUGAUAGGUAUGGUAUGAACCAACUAGUUUUCCCUUUUAUUUUAUUUCAUUUGAUAUCGUGUAAAAAUUUCAAAAGUAUACCCGUUACUUAUUAGAACGGAGGGCGAAAGUGUUUUGCAGAUAAUUGUAGCACUGAAAAUAGUGAUUUUCAAAGUUUAGGUAGUAAAUAACCAUUUUUACUGUGGAGAAAAAAAAAUGUAAAAUGUUAGCAUGGGACAUACAAGUUAAUAGAUCAAAACCAAUUAAUUUUUAUAACGUUAUCUCCCUAUUUUGCGACUUAUAAGUUUUCUUUUUUGUUUAUUUUAACCCAUAUAAUACCCUUAAAAUACUGUAUAAGCAUAUCCAAUAACUAUGAUUAAAGUGAAUUCAGAAAGGAA
Molecule: messenger RNA, 3033 nt
Organism: Ochlerotatus camptorhynchus
Lineage: Eukaryota; Metazoa; Arthropoda; Insecta; Diptera; Culicidae
Product: protein PAT1 homolog 1-like
Exons: 3
Coding region: 390-2642 (750 amino acids)
Biological process (GO): P-body assembly; deadenylation-dependent decapping of nuclear-transcribed mRNA
Cellular component (GO): P-body
Molecular function (GO): RNA binding
Source: RefSeq, a predicted model, not a curated record